GUGAACUUGAAGAGAUUGGGACUUUUUGGAUGUGAUAGAACGGCGUCGUUAUGGGUCGUCUCUCUUGUCGAACUGGUGAAAACCCUUGAACUUGGGACUGUAACGGGGAAAGCUCCAAAAUCCGACAGAAAACAAUCCUGCUUCUUCACAGAUUGAUUAAUUUAUUUUAUUUUUGAUAAGUUUUCUUCUUGAUUCCGGAGGCAAAAUGACUUCUUUCGUACUGAAAAGAUCAAGGAAACGAUUGUCACUUCUGUCCCAAAACCCUAGAAUCACAACUUGUUACGAGUUCUUCUUCUCUUCACUCUCACAGUCUUGCUAUUCUUCGAAUUCUUAUGCAGAAAGCAUGGUUUCGAAGAAGAACUUUUCUUCGUAUUGGCUUCAAUAUUUCAAAAUCCCAGCUGGGAGGAAUGGAUAUCUCGUCCCUUCAAGCUCUUAUGGGCUACAAUCUCGGUAUUCCUCGAAAUUAAGCACAAAGCACAAGGUUUUGGCUUCUGGGUUUCUCGUUUGGGAUGAAAUUUUUUUUGGGUUUUCUCCACAGUUGCUUCAAACUUUGAAGAACCCAUCUGGUUCCAUUGAUUGCCUUGUCCCCUCCAACUGGUUUGGGUCGCAAUCUCGCCGUUUCUCUGGUUUGGCUCUAAACACGAAAAGGCAAUCUGGGUGUUGUGGAUGUCUCGUCCCUAGGCGCUGGUCUCGCUCAUUUGGUUCUCAGGCCGCCGUUGAACCCUCAACCUCUGAUGGCCUCACGGUGGAUAGAAUUAUUGCUAAUCAGUGGACAAUACUUGAUGAGAGCGAGAAUGAUUGGAAAAGUCAUGCUGCCGCAAUUGCUCAGUCCAUUCAUUUAAUCAAGAAGCGCUUACAGUGGAAGGAAUUGGUAGUAAGGUUGGAGCUGCUAUCAGCGCAGCUGAAUAAGCCUGAUAUUUGGGAUGAUCCUGUUCAUGCUGGGAAGCUAAGUCGUGAGCAUGGCUCACUAAUGGGUAAAAUGAAGGAGGUGAAAGCUUUUGAGCAAGAAUUACUAGAGCAUAUUGACAUGCUGAAGCUUGCUCGUGAGGAAAAUGAUGCAGAGCUGGAAUUGGAAUCCCUGAAAGCUUUGCUUAGGAUGAGAAGAGAUUCGAAAGAGAGAGAACUUGAUGCUUUGUUAGCUGGAGAGCAGGAUCCUUGCUCUUGUUACAUAGAGGUUCAAGCUGGAGCUGGUGGUACUGAGAGCAUGGACUGGGCUUCAAUGGUCAUGCAAAUGUAUAAAAUGUGGGCGCAACACCAUGGAUAUGGAGUCUCUGUGGUGGAUGAAAUGCCCGGUGAGAUUGCAGGAAUCAAGCGGGCAACAAUUAAAGUAGACGGUGAAUAUGCAUUUGGAUAUGCCAAAGCAGAAAUAGGAGUCCAUAGAUUGGUGCGAAUUUCACCAUUCGACAGUGGAAAGCGCCGGCAUACUUCGUUUGCCGCUGUUGCUGUAAUCCCAAUACUGGGGGAUGCAUUUUCCCAUGUACAAAUUAAUGAAUCUGAUCUUCGGAUUGAGCGUUUCCGUUCGGGGGGAUCAGGUGGCCAGCAUGCUAAUACGACUGAUAGUGCUGUAAGAAUUGUUCAUAUUCCUACUGGAAUCACUGCUACUUGUCAAAAUGAAAGGUCGCAACAUCAAAAUAAAGCUUCAGCAAUGGCUGUGCUCCAGUCUCGAUUAGACCAGCAUGAGAUGGCUCGCCAGGCUCAGUUGAAUGCACAACACACACAGUCCCUUACUGAGAUCAGUUGGGGCAACCAAAUACGGAGUUAUGUGCUACAUCCUUAUCAGAUGGUGAAGGAUCUUCGAACCAACUACGAGGUCUCAGAUCCUGAUUCCGUACUUGAGGGAGACCUUGAUGGCUUCAUCUUGAGCUACUUAUCAGCUUCAAUGGAUACAGAUGAUGGCCUGUGAAGUAGUUGUCAAGAAUUUGGGCAUCUCUUUUGUGGGCCAAAAAGCUGCAGUGACAACCCCCAUGGUGAAGUGCAUGAAGUGCUCUCAAUGGACAUGUGGUGCACAUGCCUUAUGUAAUUUAGUUGGAAGGAUGAGAGGUUUCAUCUCCAUUUCUUAUCAAUUGUGUUUGUAAAGAUGUAUUAUUCUUUGGCAUCAAGUUUUGGCACCACCCGCAGCUGUAACAUUUUAAUGUUUCUCACUAAUAUUCUUUGUUAGAGAAAAAAAUAAAAGAAACAAGAGAGAAGCUAGAGGGGCUGCAUUGCAUUAUAUAUAUAUAAAGGAUUUCCUA
Molecule: messenger RNA, 2231 nt
Organism: Malania oleifera
Lineage: Eukaryota; Viridiplantae; Streptophyta; Magnoliopsida; Santalales; Ximeniaceae
Product: peptide chain release factor PrfB2, chloroplastic
Exons: 8
Coding region: 206-1903 (565 amino acids)
Biological process (GO): translational termination
Cellular component (GO): cytoplasm
Molecular function (GO): translation release factor activity, codon specific
Source: RefSeq, a predicted model, not a curated record